UGGCGUAGCAGUCACUUAACGCCAGCGCCUUCCCCCGGCCCCAGCAAUCCUCGGCUCGAGCUCGACGCGCCCUAGGAGGAGCCUAGAUGUCCGCUUCCCCAGUAGAAGGGGAUUGUGCUGCGUAAACAGGAUUAACUCCCUCGUCCCCAGAGGCGCCGAUCAGCGCUGCGGCCUGCGGGCCAGCGCGAACCCUCGGGUGCUCUGACCGGGCAGCGGGGGAUGGGGACUCUCGCGGCUCGGGAGCCAUCUCCGGGGAUCGCUCUCUGGCCGUGUAGGGCUGGGGGCCGCAGCCUCCGGAGGUGCUGCUCAAAGACCAGGGCGGACGGCGGCGACGGUGCGGGCUCCUAGCGGCAGCCUCCCCUCCACCACCUCCCUCUCCCUCCCCGCGCUUCCUCUCCGCCCACCGCGCUCCAGCCGCACGGUCGCAGCGCGCGCUGUCCUCCGCCCCCCGGAGCCGCCGCGCCAGCCCCUCGUCCAGCCAUGGGGGACCUGCCGGGCAUCGUGCGCCUCUCCAUCGCGCUGCGCAUCCAGCCCAACGACGGCCCAGUCUUCUUCAAGGUGGACGGGCAGCGCUUCGGUCAGAACCGCACCAUCAAACUGCUCACCGGCUCCUCCUACAAGGUGGAGGUGAAGAUUAAGCCCACCACGCUGCAGGUCGAGAACAUUUCCAUCGGUGGUGUGCUUGUCCCGCUGGAGCUGAAGUCUAAAGAGCCCGAGGGGGACCGAGUUGUUUAUACUGGCACGUAUGACACGGAAGGUGUGGCUCCAACCAAGAGUGGAGAACGGCAGCCCAUCCAGAUCACCAUGCCGUUCACGGACAUCGGGACCUUCGAGACAGUGUGGCAGGUCAAGUUCUACAAUUACCACAAGCGAGACCACUGCCAGUGGGGAAGCCCCUUCUCUGUCAUUGAGUACGAAUGCAAGCCCAAUGAGACACGCAGUCUCAUGUGGGUGAACAAGGAGUCCUUCCUCUGAAGAGGGCGCUUCCUGCUGUUGCUGGACAAUCUCGUCUGAAAUCUAUCCUCAGAUCAACCAGCACAAGCCUUAAGCAAGGCACCCCACACCUUGGCAGCGUCCCAUCUGGCACAGAUGACCCACUAGCCCCGAUGAUUGCGAAAGUGUAACUCCCCUCUGUUACAGUAUUCCUGAUGUAAAAGAUCGUGAUGUUCCACCCCUGAGAAUGCUCCUGUCCGUGUUUUGUGCCAGUGUUCCUGCAUCCAUUCGUUCUUGGUCAUGCUGUUGGUGGCUCUGGACUGGAGCUCAGCAGAACUGGAAGGCUUGUGCAGGACUUGAGGAGCCCACUGGAUGACUGUGGUGUUGUUCAGGUUGAGUGAUUCCUCUUUUUUUGUUCAAUAUGAAAUUAAAAAAAAAAAAAAGCAAUGUGUGGGUCUUCCCCUGCCCCUGUCUAAUGUAACAUGUAGCCUGCAAUGUGUGCCAGCUUCCAAAGCAGGCUUUGGGACAAGGUAAUGGUUUGCAGCAAAUGGGACUCAAAGGUAGUGUGCCCCAUAAGCAGCUCAGCUUCUGCAGGGAAGGAAAAUAAAAAAAGAAAGGGCAAAUACUUAAUACUCUUUCAAGGAACAUAAGAUAUUGGGCUCUGGCACAGUGGAAAUGGGGAGAAAGCAUCAUGUGGACCAUUGGUAAGCAAAGUGACAGGGAUUUUAGGGUCACCUCUUGGCAAGCUACCAUAGUGUUCGAACAUGCAUAUUGAUGAUAUCCCUAUAUUUCCCUUCACUUGAAAUUUGUAAAACUGUGUAUGGAACUGCAACCAACUUUUGAUAUUUCUUAAUAAAGGUAUUGAAA
Molecule: messenger RNA, 1800 nt
Organism: Lepus europaeus (European hare)
Lineage: Eukaryota; Metazoa; Chordata; Mammalia; Lagomorpha; Leporidae
Gene: CNRIP1
Product: cannabinoid receptor interacting protein 1
Exons: 3
Coding region: 481-975 (164 amino acids)
Biological process (GO): negative regulation of signaling receptor activity
Cellular component (GO): plasma membrane
Molecular function (GO): type 1 cannabinoid receptor binding
Source: RefSeq, a predicted model, not a curated record